AUGGCAACUUCAAGCAGCAACAAUUAUGAUUAUAACUAUUCCUCAAGCUCUUCUGACGAGGAUUCCAAAGUUUCUGCAGCCAAAUCGAAAGCCAAGACAACUCAUGAUGAGGGGGUAAAUCCUAGUAUACCCCUGAACGACCGGAGAGUCACUUAUGCUGAGCUUAUGAAGCGAAAAGCCGAGACUGAUGAAACAGAGGAUCAUAAGCGUAGGAAGGAUCGAAUCCGGCACAAAAUACGAGCGGCAGAGGAGAGACGCCGAUUCGUCGAUGGGGUACCUUCUGACUCUGAUGCUGACGCUUCCGAAGAGGAAACCACGUGGGUGUUACCAGAGCGCAAGAUCAAGCUUGACCGGCGUACCAGGGAGCUUCAAAAGACUAUGAAACAAGUUGAACCUGAACUUGAAACUGAAGCAGAAGAAGACUCGGACGAUCCUUAUACCCAUCCAGACUUCAUCAAUGAUCCUGGUAGUGAUUCCGACGAAGAAGAGGAUUCCGAGAAGGACAGUGAUGAUGAAUCUGACAGCUCAGACGAAUCUGACGAGUAG
Molecule: messenger RNA, 546 nt
Organism: Papaver somniferum (opium poppy)
Lineage: Eukaryota; Viridiplantae; Streptophyta; Magnoliopsida; Ranunculales; Papaveraceae
Product: glutamic acid-rich protein-like
Exons: 1
Coding region: 1-546 (181 amino acids)
Source: RefSeq, a predicted model, not a curated record